Molecule: messenger RNA, 2448 nt
Organism: Candidula unifasciata
Lineage: Eukaryota; Metazoa; Mollusca; Gastropoda; Stylommatophora; Geomitridae
Source: the annotation of a GenBank genome assembly
AUGGCUGCCGCCGAGUUGGAAAAGCUUGGAUGGCAUUUAAGUGAAGAAUUUAUAAAUGGAUUUGGAAACAAAGUCAACGUUGAUAGCAUUAUCAAGAAGGCUCUUGAUACUGACUUUAGGGAGAUUGGGAAAGCUUUCUUAAGUGAAGACAUCAACAGAGGGAGAUCAGACUAUAUUGUGGGGCCAUGUGUGUUACAGUUGUCAAAACUGCGAAUUGUCUCAGCACCAAAAGAUAACGAGGAUUCUCAGGCAGCACCUAAAAUCUAUCGUCUCUCAUUGACUGACGGCCAUGUCACCUGUUCUGCAGUUACACUCGAACCAAUUCAGGGUCUUGGCCUCAACACAGCUCCAGGCACCAAGCUGCGUCUGUCUGGGACAGUUGAGGUGGAAACCAACUUCCUUCUCCUCACCAGCAAGAACACCACUCUCCUGGGAGGGCGGGUCAGCGUCCUGGCAGACUCUUGGGAGCUGAAGAAGACACUGGCUAAGCAGUCUCAGGCACGAGCCAACCUCCGAGGGGAAGGAGGACCUCCACCAUUUGUACCUUUUGGGAAGAAGAUCACAAAUGAACUGGUUCCCCCGCCCAAAAAAGAUAACUUCAAAUCUCUGGGUGGCGGCAAGGAGAAGAAAAUCUCUGAGGGAGACAGUGAGUUUGAACAGCAAAGACAGGCAGCUCUAAAUGAGGCGCUUCAGGCCAAGGGUUCCAACAGGGGAGGGAAGACAUUUGGCGGAGGCAAAUUUCUGGUCAAUGAUAAAGAUCUGGCAAGGAUAAUGGAAAUGGGUUUCUCCAUUGAUGAGGCCACGUCAGCCUUAAAAUCUUCCAGUGGCAAUGUCAAUGAGGCAAUCAAUUCACUGUUGUCCGGAGGCCAGCGGUUUCACAGAGGCACAGAGAGAGGCAGACCAGGGAUGCGUGGGGGUGGCAUGGAUGGGCGGAGUGAGGGCAGGAGAGGAAGAAGAGAUAGAGAUCUGGAAUACGACGGGGAUGAACUAGUCAGCUCCAGGCCUAGUGGGCCGGCUACGCUGUUUGAUUUCCUUGAAACAAAAAUACCAACCAAAGAUGAUUCUAAAAAACAGAACAAGUUCUCUGCUGUAAAAUCACUGCCCGCGCCAACAUCAUCAUCAUCCUUCAUGUCAAAUGAUUCAUCGUUAAAAUUCAACAAAGAUCACACAAAUGACAGGUUUCAAAAACGUCCUCAGGCAUAUGAUGCUCCUUCAUCGGGACCUUCUCAGUACCAGUCCAGCUAUAAGGACGGUUCUCUUAAUUAUCAGGACUCUAGCAGAAGGGGUAGAGGUGAGAAUAACUUCAGUUAUCGGGAUCAGGCUCAACGACAGCAGCAGAAUGUCCCCCCUCGGUUUGCAAAAUUAGGUCGAGGAGACGGACAGAACACUGGUGGGGGAGUAAGGAGUGAGGAAGGAGGAGGGGAUGGUGGUAGCGAAAGCAGACUUGAUAAUUACUCAGACCAUAAAGCUGCUUCUAAAGAGAACAGCUACAAUCAUGGACGAAGGUCUCCUAUUUUUGUUGGGUCAAACAAAGAUGGUAAAUCUCAGAGCAGUCCAAUAUCAGAACCGUCCAGUGAAAAAGGACAGUAUCACAAUGAUCUUAGUAGUGCCACUAAAAGACAGCCUAUGAAUCCAGCAGGAAACGACAGCCGGAACAGCUAUAGAAAUAACUAUGGAGAUGAGUCGGCGAGUCAGACAGGAAGCGAUAGUCGCAAUAGUUAUAGGAAUAACUAUGGGGGUGAGCCUGUGAAUUCGACAGGAAGUGAUAGUCGGAACAGCUAUAGAUAUAACUACGAAAAUCAGGGGCCGAGGCAGGACAGUGGUAAUUACCGGCAGCAGAAUUACGGGAACAGCCAGAACAGAUAUUCUAGUCGAAGUGAUAAUCGGUACAAUCCCCAAGACCCCUUGAGGGGUCAGGUCAACAACAGGUCAUACAACCAACAGCCUCCACUUAUGCCCACCCCGUAUUCUCACCAACCUCCUCAAAACACACAGUAUACACCUGUGUCUGGCAAGCAAGGAUAUGACGAUCGGCAGUUCAGUAUAGAAGGCAGUGUUCUGCUAAAUGUGGGAGAUAAUUGCUUGGCCAGGUACUGGGAGGAUAAGGAGUUCUACCCAGCAAUUGUAGAAGCUGUAGGCUCUGAUGGCAGCACGGCUGUGGUCCGUUUUAUUGACUACGGCAACUGUGAGGAGGUGCUGAUAGAGGACAUUCAGCAACUACAUCAGCAGACUGGCUGGGUAUGUGUACUAGACGCAUGUCUCUGCUGCUGCAUAAAUCCACCAGCCUUCCACGCAGCACCAUCUUUUGUGCCACCCAUGGAGUUCACACGAAGCAGCUCUUAUUAUAACAAUAACUACAACAAUGGCGCCGCUGGCAGACGGCCAGACAACAGGGACAGACGUAGGCCACCACAAGCGCAGUAUAUGCCACCCAAUCAAAGACCCUAG